Messenger RNA from Hordeum vulgare subsp. vulgare (domesticated barley), 773 nucleotides. RefSeq lists its product as uncharacterized. The coding region runs from base 167 to 496 and encodes 109 amino acids. The record is from RefSeq and is a predicted model, not a curated record. The transcript has 2 exons. Lineage: Eukaryota; Viridiplantae; Streptophyta; Magnoliopsida; Poales; Poaceae.
UACAGGGAAGCUACCGGUCAGGCUUGCCUUUGGAGCCUCGCCCUUUCCCCUAGAAUAGAGGAGACUCCCAGCCCCAAGGCCUCAUCAACACCUACCAGACUAACACAAAGCCUUUCUUAGCAGGUGCAUCCGAGUUAGCUCUCCCCCUCCGUCUCCUGAGGUGCUCAUGGCGUCGAGCUCGAACCCGGUCGGCAUGGACAUGGACCCGCCCGUCCUCUCCAUCGCCGUCGAGCACAGCCCGCCGGAGUCGCGCCUGGUUCAGCUCGGCGUAAGGUCCUGGCCAAAGUGGGGCUGCCCGACGGGGAAGUUCCCGUUGAAGUUCGACGCGAGGCAGACGUGCUACCUGGUGAAGGGCAAGGUGAAGGCGCAUAUCAAGGGGUCGUCCGAGUGCGUGGAGUUCGGCGCCGGCGACCUCGUCGUCUUCCCCAAGGGGCUCAGCUGCACCUGGGACGUCGUCGCCGCCGUCGAUAAGUACUACAAGUUCGAUUCGUCUUGACUUUGCCGGGUUUGCGAUGACUAAUUGGCUUCCUGAUUACCACUCCUAGAUUGGUGACUGUGUUAGCCUCAUUCUCAACUAGCUAAUUUGCUAGACAUAUCCGUCUCUAUUGGCUUCGUUGUGCGUAGGGAAAAAAGGGUGGAAGUGAGGUGAGGGGCAUCUAGCCCCCCCUGUGUAGGUUCCUAGUUAUUCAGUUGCCCUCUAAAACCGGUCAAUGCAGUGGCCGUUCAAAGUAUUCAUAUUUAUUGCCCUGAGUGCAGUGCAAAUCCGUUUUGAA